Lolium rigidum is the source of this 2109-nucleotide messenger RNA. RefSeq lists its product as uncharacterized. The transcript has 10 exons. Lineage: Eukaryota; Viridiplantae; Streptophyta; Magnoliopsida; Poales; Poaceae. The record is from RefSeq and is a predicted model, not a curated record. Bases 1 to 2109 code for a protein of 702 amino acids.
AUGGAUACGGAUGUGAUUAGCGACCGGGGAAUGAUGGCGGCGCCGGAGGCGGGGGACGGCGGCGGCGGUCGAGGGAAGGCGGCGGGAGGGGGCAGCGACCGCAAGCACCUCUCCUCCAUCGCCAACCACGUGCUGCAUCAGUGUUCCCGGACCUUGAACAAAAGCGUCGAUGAUCUAGUCGUGGACUUCGAACUGGGACUGAAGACUGCUGCACUGGAUAAGUAUUCAAGAAGACUAGUCGAGUAUUGCAGCCUUCAGGCACUCCGGUCGCUAACAUCCCCUGAUCUUGGAGACACGAUCCAUGAGGGAUCGUUUAGCAGGUUCACCUUUGAUAUGAUGCUAGCUUGGGAGACACCCACUCCUUCAGAUCAACAAACUACCAUGGAGAGCAUAUCGAAAGAAAGAGAAGACAGGAAAGAACCCCUUGGAGCAAAUGAAGCUGUGAUGGGUGACGACACAUCACUGUUCUAUUCGGAUAUGAUGCCCCUUCUUGUGAAUGAAGAACCGACUGUUGGAGAAGAUGCAUACGUGUGGUUUGGAUCUGUAUUCCCUUUGGCUUGUGACGUUGUCAACGCCCGAUUCACUUUUGAAGCCCUCACCGCUACCACAGCUAACAGGCUCCACUAUCCUGCUUAUGACAAAUUCCUCAAGGAAAUGGAUAAGUCGUUCAAGUCCUUGCAGAACUUGCCAACUCCAACAGAAGUUGAAUUUGCUGAAGAUGAAUUCAUUUUGGACAUGGAAGGGACAGCGGGAACACAAAGGGUGGUUCGGCACAUUGGAACAACCAGUUGGCCUGGUAGGCUGACUCUGACCAACAAGGCAUUGUACUUUGAGGCUUCCGGCAAAUUAUCUUAUGGACCUGCUUUCAAGGUUGACCUUUCAGACACUGGAAUGGAUCAACAAGUUACAACAGCCUCGACAGGUCCUUUUGGUGCACCAUUGUUUGACAAAGCCAUCGAAUUCACAUCACUACCAGAACCUCUGCUGCUGGAGUUUCCGGAGAUGACCAGCUCAGUACGGCGAGAUUUGUGGCUUACCAUGAUAAGAGAAGUGAUCUUUCUUCACCGUUUCAUAUCCACGUACAAUAUAGAAUCCCCCAUUCACAAAUGGGAGGUACACUCAAGAGUCAUAUUGGGAGUAAUAAGGCUCCAAGCUGCAAGGGAGAUGCUAAGGAUGUCACCACCACCACCUUCUAGCUUCCUAAUAUUCUCACUAUAUGACGACCUUCCAAAAGGUGACUUUGUGCUCGAGCAACUCGCGAAUAAUCUGAAAGAGACAUCGACCAUAACUUCAUUCAGUGCAUCGUAUGUGUUCAAGAGUUUGAAUAAGUCAGAUCCAAUCGCCUUAUUUGCGGAGAUGGCUAAAGAGCACGACAGGGACUCAAGUAGCCAUGAACAACCUUUGACCUCUCUUGGCAACACUAUUGAUCAAGUAAGAGAUGAGGCCAGGGAAGUUACGGUUGCUAAUGCUCCCAUUGAAGGGAUGAAGGAAGAAGGUCUCACUGAUAGCCUUCUUGUAUUAGUGGGAUUGGUAAGCCCAAUCAGCAAGCUGGGUCCAGUGAUCCAACAGGUGACCUCGUGGGAUAAUCCGCCCCUCACGGGCAGUGUCCUUGCUGUAACUUUGCUGAUCAUAUACAACGAGUGGGUUGGUUAUGCGUUGGCGACAGCCCUGAUACUAGCAGUAAGUGCGAUGUUCUGGGCCAGGCAGCGAAAAAUUGGUGAGAUAUGCUCAGAGGUGAUCAUCGACACUUCAUCAGACAAGACAACAAUGGAAAGCAUAGUGGAAGCGCAGCACAACAUGAAGAAGGUGCACGAGUACGUCAAGACUGCGAACGUCGUGAUCCUCAGGCUAUGGUCCAUCGUCCUGGCCAGGUCACCGAAGCACACAGAGACGGUGAUAUGGAUGCUGACCGGGCUCGCCGUGGCGCUGGCCGUGGUGCCAUUCAAGUACGUCCUGAUGGGGCUGACGGUGGCCAUCUUCGUGGGGAACACAAGGGCUGCGAAGGCUGUGUCGAACCCGCGGGGCAGCAGGCGCUGGAGGGAGUGGUGGGAGUCCAUCCCUGCCGUCCCAGUUCAUACGGUUGACAAGGGCGAUCUACGAACAGCUUGA